Messenger RNA from Lodderomyces jiufengensis, 4068 nucleotides. RefSeq lists its product as uncharacterized. Gene Ontology annotation, biological process: nucleolar large rRNA transcription by RNA polymerase I; transcription initiation at RNA polymerase I promoter. Gene Ontology annotation, cellular component: RNA polymerase I upstream activating factor complex. The record is from RefSeq and is a predicted model, not a curated record. Bases 1 to 4068 code for a protein of 1355 amino acids. Gene Ontology annotation, molecular function: rDNA binding; RNA polymerase I general transcription initiation factor activity. Lineage: Eukaryota; Fungi; Ascomycota; Pichiomycetes; Serinales; Debaryomycetaceae. The transcript has a single exon.
AUGACAUCCAAAAAGACUUCACUAACAAGUUCAAAUAGUGAAGGAAAGAAUUUGAAAAAUCUACCGUCAUCAUUAUCAUCAUCACCAUCUCCAAAGAAAAACCCUCUAGGUAAAUCGAAUACAAAUGUACCAAAUAAUACGGGAUCUUCCAAAAAGAGAAAAUUAGAUCAUCAUAAUGACUCCAACAACAAAAAAAGUGACGAUUUCCAUUAUAGUAAGAAGCAAAAAUUGAAUCAAACUACAUCUCAUUCCAAAAAUAAUGACAAACUAAAUGCAAACUUCACAAACAAAAACCACAAGAAGAAGCAUAAUCCACAUUUGAAUUCUCAAGGUAGUCAAAACCAUAAUAGAAAUGCAACUAAACCCAAAACACGUCAUCAAGAUCAUCAUCCAGCUUCAAAUAAAAUACGAGACAAAACUACAACAACACCCUCAAAAAAUCUGAAUAAAGCCGGAGUUACGACAGCAAAUUCACCGUCAUCAACUAACAACAGUAUAUUCAAGACCUCAUCCAAAUCACAAAUUGAUAGUAUUGCCACUAUAGAAUCUCAAAAAGAGAAAAAUAAAUUGAGAAGACUACGGAGGAAAGAAAAGACUAAAGAAAAGAAGAAGUUAGAUUUAAUUAAUACUCCAAAUAACACUCAACAACUGCUAUUGCAACAAUCGCAAAAGUCGCCCUUAAAACCUCACAAUCAUGCACUGGAUAAAGAUCGAAUAUCAACAAAUGUUCAACAAAACCAACCUACUAAAUCCCAAGGUAUAAAACUACAGCCUAAAUCAAAGCAGUCCCUAUCCAAAAAUAAAUCCUUAAGUGAUUCAACCAAAGAUCAUCCAAAGAUAAUUCAACAUCCAUCACUGCCAUCAACUCAUCAACGUCAUCAUAUACUAACUCAACUGCCUAAAAAUCUGCCGAAGAAGCUGCCAAAGAAACCACAAAAACAUCAACAGAAUAUUUCACAUUCACCAAAGCAGCAGCAACAAAAUAAAGGUGUCCAUAAACCAAACCACUCAUCAAACAACAAAAAGCAGAAGAUAGUCAGCAAGAAUAAAAGUCUUGGUAUAUUGACCCAAUUGAAUAAUCAGCAGCAGCAAGAUCAGCACAAAGCUAAGGAGAAAAAGAAUGUCCAGAAAUCUAAACCUCUAAUUGAACAUCAGGAAAACAAUGGAAAUCACCAAGAAGCGGAAAUAUCCGGUCAAAUAGUUGAACAAGAUCUUCCAAUAGAACUACAAGCUGAUGGAAACAUGUAUUCUGACAACUUGGGGAAAAGAAAUGAACAACAACAAGAAGAGCACUGCCCCACCAGUAAUGUACCAAAUAAUACGGAGAAUAAUCAGGAUCAGAUUGUCACUAAGUCAACUCAAGACCUCAGUAUCCCUCAUAAAGAUAUAACAAUUUUGGAAAAAGCAAUAUUAAGUAAUGAGGAGGCGGAAAGAACUAGAAUGGAUUUAAAUUUAGAUGAUCAAUCUCCACAAGCUACAGAACAUGACGUGGAGAAACCAGGGGAAUUUGAAUUAAAUGAAUUGGAUGAACCUGAGGAGAAUUUAAUAAUCACCACCACUGAAUCAACAUCUAAACAAGCUGACUUCAAAAAAGACGCAGAAGCUCCCAAUACUGAAUCAAAAGGGCUAAACGACGUUAGUAAACUUGAAGUAGAACCGCCAGAACUAGAUCAAACAGAGAAAAUACAAAGUGUUGAGGAGCCAUUCCAAGAAGCUCUUGAAAAACCCGUGACAGAGCUUAAUCCAAAAUUCAAAAAAAACAAUAAGGAUUUAAAGUCAAAAAUUAUUCAAAAGUUAAUAUUAGGUCUAAAUAUAGUAACACCAUGUUUAACACCAAACAAAAAUUACAUCAAUUUUUAUAAUGAGGAAAUAAAUGAUUUUUUCAAUUAUUCAACUUUUGAUUCUAAAAGUAAAUUAAAACCAUCAAAAAUUUCAUGUGAUGGUUCAUAUUCAUUUGAUUCAACAAAUCCAGGUGCACAUUGGUCAUCAAAAGAUAAAAAUUUAUUUUUCAAUCUAUUAUCGAGAUAUUCAAUACAUCGAUUAGAUUUAAUUAGUGAAAUUAUGAAUAAAUCAUCAAUGGAAAUUUUAGUAUAUUAUAAUUUAUUGCAAACUGAAUUAAAAAAAUUGAAACAAAAGAACGAUCCAAAUUUGGUGUCGAUUAAUGAAAUUCCCGUUGCUUACGAAAUGCUGCAAAAUUUUGUUAGGUUUGAAGAUGAACAAAGUCAAUUGAUUGAAAGUUUUGGCGAGAAUAUAAAAUCUAACAAGAAAGAAACAGUUUCUGAAGAAGUCAAGAACAAAGUGGAGAUAACUAAUGACAAGAAUAAAGAGAUGGUCACUGAAGAAAUCCCUCUUAAUAGUCUAGAGGAAUCUGAUCAGUUGAUUAAUAAAAAUAAAUUAUCAUUAUUGACAAAUUUGGAUGUUGAUGAUGCAACAUUUGAAGAUUUUACUAAGUUAACAAAAUUGAUAACCAAGAAAAUCAUAUUAAAUUUAUUAAAUUUGAGUAAUGUAUCAUUACAAGAUUUUGGAGCAACUCAACAACUAAAACCAAAUGAAAGUGAAUCUCAACAAGACGAUUUAGAAUAUUUUUGUCCUCCAAUAACCAAACAUGAUGUGACAAAUACCAUAAGAGAGGUUUCAACUAAUGCUGAUUAUUUCUUUAAUAUGAAAAAUAUUAUGAGAUCUAUCAACCAUGAUAAUGAGACGAGAAUCAUACCAAGUGCAUGGUCAAACUUAUUCGGUGAGAAAUUCCAGACAAGACCCUUUUUCUAUGAUGUAAAUUUAGUAACAAAUUCAAGUAAAGAAGUUCCAGAAUUACAACAAUCUCAACAAAGAUUGACUAUAAAUGGUUUAAGACUACCUGAUAAACAACAAAGUUUAACGCGACCAAGAAGAGCUCAACAAAUAAGUUCAAAAUUAAAUAAGAUUUUUGAAGAAGAGACAAGUCAAUUAAGUAAAUUGGAUUUACUCAAACUGCGAAAGUACGAGACUGACCUAAUAAAGAAUUUUUCACAUAAAGAUACUGUUGACAGUACUGGAAACCCCUUUAAGAAACCGAAAUAUACUAAAGAUGAAUUUAGAUUAAAUCAAAUGUUGAACAUAAUCUCCAAAAUCAGAGACUAUGAAAUUGAUAUGGAAAAAUUAGAUCAAAAAAAGGGUGAAUUAUUAAACAACGAUAGAUUUAAAGAAAAAUUGAAAGAAUUUAAUCAUGAAUUUGCAAAUUAUUCACAAGAUGAAGGAGAACUUGAGAUGACCUCAGGUGAGGAUGAUUUAAGUGAUUAUGAAACAAGUGACAAUGAGGUUGAAUCAAAUGAUAUUGGAAUAGAUCAACAAGAACUACAAUCAAGAACUAAUUUGGAAAAUAAAGAGCAAGAGCAAGCAAACGCAAUUGAUGAAUUAGAUAAUACCAGCUCAAUGUCAAAUCCUAAUAUCAAUGAUAAAGUAGUUGAAAAAGAGUUAGUCCCGAAUAUACAUUUGAGAGAUGAACAAAAAGAGAAUGAAAAUGAAAUAAACAUCUCAAAGAAGACCAAAAAGUACAAAAAAAGACGGCCAUUAAUUGUUGAAGAAUGGUUAAACUCAGCAAAAGAAACUCCAAAUGUAACUAAGCCCAACGAUGACAAAGUCCCAGAAAUUGAUUUAAUUGCAGAAUUGAAAUGGAAACAAAUAUCAGCAAAUGAUGAAAAAAAUCAAAGUUCAAAUUCAAUAACAAAUAGAAUUGCGAGUCAAAACCUACUUGAAGCUCCUAUGCUUAAAACCAAAUCAAUAAACUUAAAUCAGGAUCCAACUCAACAAAUCAAUCAAAUUGUUCAAAAUUCCAAUAUUGAUACAGAAUCAAAAUCAGAAUCCAAAAAAAAGAUUAGAUUUAGAGAUGAUGUUAAAAAUAAAAUAGAAUUUUUACAAUUUAUAAAAGAAAUAAAAAAUCAACAAAAUCUAAGUACAAAAUUUGAAGACAGAAGUAAAUUUUACAAUGAGACAGUUGGAACUGAAAUUAGAAGUGUUUCUCCUAAUGAUUCAGAAAUGGAAGAUUUUUUUAUUAGAGAUUAUCCUACUGAAGUAAAUGACGGUUACUGA